AUGCCUGCUCCUCCCGGGCACCUGGGUAAUCUGACGCCCGAGCAAGAAGCCAAACUGCGCGAAUUCUGGGCUGCUACUUUGAGGAUCUUUGGUGUAGAGGACCCCCAACAGGCCAGUGGAACAGAAACACCACGAACAGAGGAUGCCGCAUCAGAAAUUGAUGUCAAGGACAAAGAGAAGAGCAAAAAGCGACUGGGUAUAUUCAAGAGACACAAGGAUAAGGAGUCAAGUAACGGAUCGGCCACGCCGACGAAAGACCCAAGCCAUCAUGCGGAUUCCGAUGACAAGUAUGGCCAAGUAAAAGAAUUCCAGCAAAUAUUAGCCACACAGUCACCUGAAAGCUUGCGCAGCACCUUUUGGAGCAUGGUCAAGGCCGACCAUCCAGAUGCACUACUGCUGCGCUUCCUAAGAGCACGAAAAUGGGAUGUCGACAAGGCACUGGUCAUGUUGAUCUCUACGAUGCGAUGGCGAAGUCAGGAACAACAUGUCGACGACGAUGUUGUGUUGCGUGGCGAAGGGGGUGCGCUAGAGGACUCGAAAUCCAGUGACCCGGUCAUCAAGAGAGAGGGAGAAGAUUUCCUGGCGCAACUAAGGUUAGGGAAGAGUUUCCUGCACGGCACCGAUAAAGAAGGCAGACCGCUGUGUUUUGUACGGGUACGCCUUCAUCGAGGCGGCGACCAGACCGAACGUGCCCUUGAAAGGUACACGGUUUAUGUGAUUGAGACGGCCAGACUCGCCUUGAGGCCGCCAAUAGAGACCGCUUGUAUAGUUUUCGACAUGACCAAUUUCACCAUGGCCAACAUGGAUUAUACCCCUGUCAAGUUUAUGAUCAAGAUCUUUGAAGCCAAUUAUCCUGAGUCCCUUGGCGCCGUCCUCGUCCACAAGGCGCCAUGGAUUUUCCAAGGCAUAUGGAAGAUCAUCCGCGGCUGGCUCGACCCUGUUGUAGCAGGCAAAGUGCACUUUACGUCUGGAGUGGAGGACCUCGAGAAAUUUAUCCCUAGAUCACAGAUCAUCAAGGAGUUGGAUGGAGAAGAGGACUGGGAGUAUAAGUAUGUGGAGCCAGUACCUGGUGAGAACGACGCCAUGAAGGAAGAAGGGCCGCGGGAUGCUCUCCAAGCCGAGCGGGACACCCAAGUUCGCGCAUAUCAGAAUAAGACAUUUGAAUGGAUAUCGAAAGGAACAGGGCCGGAUGUGGACAAGAUCAAAGAAGAGAGGCACACCCUAGCGAAGGAGCUGAACGAAAACUAUUGGAAACUGGACAAAUAUGUGCGGGCCAGAACGUAUUACGACCGCACUGGCAUGAUCGGACCAGACGGCAAGAUCAACUUUUACCCCCCGCCUCCGGGAAAGGGAGAGAACGCGGAUCUCAAACCGACGUCGCCAGAGACCUUAGCGGAUGCACCCAAGGUCGAGACCUCUGCCGAUGAUGUCGACUAA
Messenger RNA from Fonsecaea nubica, 1437 nucleotides. RefSeq lists its product as hypothetical. The transcript has 2 exons. Lineage: Eukaryota; Fungi; Ascomycota; Eurotiomycetes; Chaetothyriales; Herpotrichiellaceae. The coding region runs from base 1 to 1437 and encodes 478 amino acids. The record is from RefSeq and is a predicted model, not a curated record.